CGUCACAAUCCUGCGACCCAACGUGGAUUUACAGCAAAAGGUUUAUCGAGAUUGAACUGCAGCUCCACCAGACAGUGUCUAAACGUUAUUUUAACGUCUAUUCUCACCUUGUUGGUCCCUUUAAGGUUUUUCGGAAGAAGUUUCAAGAAGGUUUUUAGUGCAGUUCCAGUUUUUCAACGAGUCACUUAGCACCCUGCAUUAAAAUGAAGUUUCAGCAAGAAGAAAAAACAGUCAACUUCCUGUUGGACGCUUCCUUGCUGUAUAAAGAAAAAUGCCCGGAACUAUCACGGUUCUUACUGAAGUUGCCUGUGAAGGCUAACGAACAACGGAAGUACAGUUCCUCCGACCUGCUGCAGAGCACCUCCGUGUGUCCCUGCUGUUAUCAGUGGCUGCAUCCAAACAAUUACCGGAUGCGACUUCGGCCAAAACGGCGUCCAUCAGCACGGGUGCAGAGUGUCCUGCGCAGGAAGGCCCGGGGCAAACGACUGAGCCUGAUGCAGAAAAAUCUGCUGCAGCGCUUCCAAACGUCCUCCUCUGUACUGAUGGCAACCUGCCACACUUGCAAUCAAACGUCCAGACACAAAGGAAUGAACAGGGAGUUUUUAGCUAGCCUCGCUAAGACCCACAGCACACCAGGGAGCACGGGCAAACACAAGACCCCACAGUCAAGUCACAGAGCCAGCAUGCCUACUCCCAAGACUCCCGGCAAAGAAAAGACACCCGCUCAAACACCUAGGUCUUCCAAAUCCUCUAACACUUCGGGGUCAGGAUCCUCUGCCUCCAAGACUCCCUCUAAACCUAAGAAUUGGGUCAUGCAGCGUCUCAGCAAGAUACUCACGCGAGAAGACAACCAGGGCAAGAAGAAGGGGGGCUUGAAAGAUUUUCUCUCCUCACUUUGAGCGUCUCUUUUGUCUUUAUGUCAACUCUUUAGAAAAACAUGGGGUAAGACCCAUGUUUGUAACCCAUUAACACCAAAGGCUAAAGGGAAACUUUAUUUUCCGAGCCGGUGUGGGAAGGGUUACAGUCUGCCCACCAACACAACUAUUGCCGGGCUGUUUGGAAUGGCACUCCUGGUAUCCUGAAUGUACCAACUGGGAUCUCUGGGCUGGCUAUUUCAGCUUUACAUCAGGGUUACUGCAACCACUGCUGAGCCAGAUGGAAGAAAAUGGUUUUAUCCUUACUUAGCACAUGUCUCUUAAAAUCUCCUAAACUGGGGAUGUUAUUUUAAGUGCGAUGUUUGAGGAAUUAUUCAGUAUUUAUCAUAUAGCUUAAAACUCACAGUGGUCUGUGGGUGGAGUUAGUGGCAUGGCAAGCUGGUUUACAUGCCAAUAUCUUUCUGCAUUUUGGAUUUAUUAUAUAAUACGUAUAUAUAAAACUAUUUCGUAUUCAUGUUUACUUUAUUUUGUAUUUGAAUGUAUUGACUUUUUUUUUUAUGGCCCUCUCCAGGGGGGAGAUGUUAAGUGUAUGCUUGACAUGUAUACGAUAAUGCACAUGCAUGACAAAGGAUUUGAAACUGUGCACGGUCACCAGCAAAGAUGUGUGUAAUUAUCAUCUGGAAUGGGACUCAUAAGUUGCUGUUUACUUUGAAAGGCACGUCUGCCUUAACCUGUACAGAAAGACGUAUAGACAAUCUGUUUUGUCAAGGCUUAACAUUUUAUGUGAAUAUUUUCUUUGGUUACAUGUUUUUUGAAAGGUUACUCUUUUCAUCUUUUUGUAAAGAGCAGGAAUUUGGAUAUAUCGUAUUGUGUUGUACUGCUUGAUUACUUUUUCCAUUAGCUGUUUAAUGUACAGUAUGUGUUUGAAUCCUGAAAUACCUCACAUUUAUAUUCCACCUACACUGUGAAUCACCAAAAUAAAACCUUCUUAGUCUGUGAAA
This is a messenger RNA of Eleginops maclovinus (Patagonian blennie), 1876 nucleotides long. RefSeq names its product chromosome 13 C18orf21 homolog (gene rmp24). The transcript has 5 exons. The record is from RefSeq and is a predicted model, not a curated record. Lineage: Eukaryota; Metazoa; Chordata; Actinopteri; Perciformes; Eleginopidae. The coding region runs from base 204 to 899 and encodes 231 amino acids.